AUGGACUCGAACAAACGAGAGAUCGUGACGUUCGGCGGAAUCCGAACCUACCUCUUCCCGAAUCUCGCGCUUUAUGCUAUCAAAAACGAAGAAACGCUUGCGAACGAUCCUAAAUCGGUGAGCAAAUAAUUUUGAGGUGUUGUUUUGUACAUGAGAGUUAUGUUUCAGGCGAAUAAGUUUGCCGCCUACGUCUUCGGAGGCAUCACCGAUGAGCCGAGCGAGGAGGAUAUCAUUUCGAUGAUUGCUCCCGAGAAUGCCGACGGAGAUGCACUCUUCACAGGCCUCGAUGCUUGCAUCGCUCUUUUCGCAACGGUAAGACAAUGCGUUUUUCCCGCUAUAAUUCAUUUUUUUUCAGGGUGCUCCCAGCAAAGUGGUUGCGAAUCGUCUGGCUGCUCUGGGUCGUUCUCACGAGUUUACGCCUGUUUUGGAGAACAGCGUGGACACCAAGAAGAAUAUUACCGUGAUUUCUCGCAGAGCCAAACUUCAGAAGACUGAAUCCUCGAAAAUCCUCCACAUGCUCACUCAGUUCCUUCUCGAGGAGGAUGAGAAGUUCGAGAAGCUUGCAGAAUUCUCUUCUUUGAAUCUCGACUUUGAUAUCUUAGUCAUUAUGAAGCUUCUGAAGAUGAAUUCCGACGAACUUGCUGUAGACUUUGAUAUUAUCAAAGGAACCGUUCAAGACGCGUUGGAAAAACCCAAUCCAAAGUUGGCCAGCCUUCUGUAAGAGAAAGUUUGUGUGCUGCUUUAAAACAGAUGAUUACAGUCGUGAUGGUCCGCCGCCUGCGGAAGAUACGACCAGUCCCCUCGGGAAACUUCUGCUGGUCCCAAUUGCUGAAUCUGCCGAAACGCUUGUGAACCACAUCGUGGAACAUUACCAAGAGGUUCCCCAGAAAGAGGGAGACGCGGCUCUGGCGGAGAGAAGCCGUCUCAGCUAUCAACUCUACUCGCUCGUCGUUCGCUCGUUGAUUGCAGACAAGCGCGAUUUGGCUAAAACUAUCCAGUCGCUGAUACCAGAGGCAAUCAGAGCCGAGGUGUUCGCUGGUAUGCAACGCAGUGUCUACAAGAGCUCUGUCUUCCUGGCUCAUCACAUUAUCCAAGUUUUUCUUGGAUGUACGUUUCAAUUUUUCUGGGCUGUUACUACAUUUUAUUUUCAGCAAGAAAGUCUUUCGAAGACUGGAAGUUCGUUGGACUCAACGAUGAUCUGGAUUGCGUUUGGAGAAGACGUGCCAUCGUCACACUUCUGACCAACUUCCGCACGUCGAUCGUUGAGAAACCUUUUGAUGAAUACGCGCCAUUGGUAAAAACACGUUUACAUUUAGAACCUUCUAACAUUUAUUUUCAGUUGCCUGAAGACGACAUUGAUAACGACGAACUCGUUGGAAAGAUGAAGAAUGCACUUCGCUUUGCUUCGUGGAUCACAGAGUUCUACGGAUCUGAAACCGAUGAAGAGUCUGUCAACGAGCUGUUCUUCUUGGACGCUCAGACGAGAAUGCUUCUCGCGGAGAGCUUGAAAAGUUAGAUUUUCUUCGACUUUAUUCCUUAAUAACGUUGAUUUCAGAGUUUGCGCAGGGAGUCGAUUCUAAGACCCAAGUUCUUCAAAUCGUCAAUGCUCUGGAGAGUUUCAAAGGUCCCGCUGUCGCUCAGAAACCGCAGAGUUCCACUGUUGUGACUCAACAAGCGGCUCCAGCUCAAAGAGCGGUGACUCCUCCGGUCUCUUCAGCUGCUCGUGACGUUUUCAACGUGUCGUCGGUUCCUCCCAUUCAGCAGUGCCAAGUCAAGAAGCUGACUUAUAGCAAGGAAGAGUUGGGCAGUGUACAUUUGGAGAACAAUUCCAAGGUGAUCAGUGAGAAGGUGCUCACCGAGUUGCAAAGAACCGAGUCGACGAACUUGAUCAGCAAAAAGAUCGAUUCUACCAUUAUUCAAGACUCCGGAGUUGACGAGAUCGACGCUUCUCACACUCUCAGCAAUGUCAAACAAAUCGGACAAGGUGUCAGUGUGGAGGCAAAGGUUUGUGUCAUUUAUCUGCUUGUUGCGAUCAAAUUCACUAUCUUCUUUGCAGGAACCGAUUGUUCAAGAAAGACCAACCGCGCCCGUCUCUCAAACAUCCAUCACCAACGAUGCUACGCCUACCGACGUUACCCAAUCCCAGGCAUCCCUUGUCGAAGACAGACCAUCUCUGGUUGUCGAAGACGACAGGCUUUCUGCUGACGGAUGGGAGUCGCCAGUGAAGACGCCGCUUCCGCGCCCGGUAACAAAUUUUAACGUGAAAGUAUCUGUAUAGCUGGUUUCAGGAUAUCGAGCCAUUGACGGAAGAGACCGAGUUCGCUGAACCAGCUACAAAUGCUGAGGAGGCCGAAAUCGCUGAACCAGCUCCGUCCACUGAGUUCGGCGCUCCGACCACACCUGCCCCCAAGGAACAGCAACAGUUCGCGAGAACAAACGUGUUGGAAACGCCUGAAUCUCGCGCAAAAUCUUCCUAUGGAGCCGGAGAUAUGACUCCGAUUCCGCUCGCUACUCCAACCGUCGCAUACAAUGUCAGCGGCUUCGGUGCAGCCACAUUGGCGAAGAACUUCGGGACUUCGUCCAUCGGAAGCGGUUCUGGUGGAUUUGGAGGUGGAGGCAACCGUGGAGGAUACGGAGGCGACCGUGGAGGCAGCCGUGGAGGACACGGUGGGGACCGUGGAGCCAGCCGUGGUGGAUACGGUGGAGAUCGUGGAAGCCGUGGUGGCUUCGGAGGUGGCGACCGUGGAGAAUACGGAGGACAGCGUAGUGGUGGAUUCGGAGGAGACCGUGGAGGCCGUAGCAAUUAUCGUGGUGGCGGUGGAAACUUCUAA
Molecule: messenger RNA, 2831 nt
Organism: Caenorhabditis sp. 36 PRJEB53466
Lineage: Eukaryota; Metazoa; Nematoda; Chromadorea; Rhabditida; Rhabditidae
Source: the annotation of a GenBank genome assembly